GAGCCUAUGCUCGUUCGAUGAUGCUGGACGUGAUUUCAGGAGAAACCUUUAUAUAGCCUGUCCAAAUAACCCGUGACCUAAUUUCAUUUCCAACCCCACUUCCUAAUCUGGCGAGACUGGGCUGGUGACGGCCGAGACCAUCCAAAACUUCUUUCCUCCCACUCACGUCUACCCGUUCUGCUGCUGCUUGCACGCAUUAGCUGCAUCCAAGGGUUGGAAAGCCCUUCGUUGCUCUCGUGCUUCGAAUCAACACACUGGUUUUGGUCAAAAUUUGCUAAAUUGCGUCGUUCUUGGGGAUCAACAGCGUUAUCUCGGCAUCCAAUCCUCCCCCAGGUCGUUUUCGUCCCUCUUCGGAUUGCUUCAAUACCCGAUCGCAUUCCCGGAAUUUUCUUUCUGUCUUAACAGAACGCCGCUCGAAUUCAGAGCGCCAUCUGGGCUCUCCACCUCGGUAUCUUGGCAUACUCCCGAUCUUUUAUAAUUUUAAGUUACAAAGGAUGAUCGGUCCAUUAUCUGGCGAAGAGACCGCAAUCCUUGAAAGACUGGUCAACAUCCGACAUCGUUUAACGGUCCUAAAAGGGAAUCGUGGUGGAUUCAUCAAAGCAAACGAUGUCAUGGAAGUUUACAAUGAUACCGUCAGCGAAGUCAAUCGCCUCAACGAGCUACGAGACCAAGCGCAGUUUGAUCCCAAAAAUAAUCGUGUCGACCAACACUAUCUGACGUAUUUCACCUCCUAUCACUCUUCUUCCUCACAGUGGGUAAAGGAAGGGAAGCACCAGCAACGUAUUGUCAACUACAAACAACUCCUUAUGCACAUGAGCGAAUCGCUGGUAUACAGCGAGACAGAUUUAAUUCCCUUCCAGCGACGCGUGGAAGAACUCAGUGCGAUCAUCCACAAAGAUGGAAUAGAGGAAAAACACCCCGAAGGAAUACAGAUUUUGUUGGAGCGCAAAUUGGAUAGAUGCACCAAAUUGCUGAACACACUUCAUGAGUCGCUGUCAGAUCUAUCACCGGAGCUGGUCCCUAUUCAUCAAACACUCGUCCGUAUUCGGCGGCAACUCGUUGCAUUGGCAGCCAAGCCUAAACCCCCAAAAGCUGAUCUGAAGCCUCUGCAAGAGGAACUGCGACGAAUUGAUGCUGGGCGGGUGGGCGACAGGUUUAUGAUUCCCCAUGAAGAUGGAACCGUCGAUGUCCCAGAAUCUCAAGCCAUAUGUUCUUCCAUCCUUGAGGAAUGCUUUGAAAUUGCGGAGGAAAUCAAGAUCCGUUCCAAUGAGGCCGAAGUAUCACACGCGCUUAAACCCAUUUACGAUCGUUUAUGGGAGACGAGAGCCCACUUGGAGGGGCUUCUUCUCACGCAUCGGUGGACGCUGAGAGAGACUGAUCUCUGGAAUUACGCCAGAGGGUUACAGGAGAUUGACAAAAUGAGAGUAGAUGGCAAAUUUGUUGAUUCAGAUGGCCACAGACCCGAGGGUCAAUAUGUUCUCCUGUAUCUGCUGAGGCGAUGCUAUGGCAUCAUCUACACACUGUUAUCGAGCAGUGAACCUGUCAGCGAAGAACUCAUCCCCAUUGCAAACAAUCUAACGACCAUAAAGAAAUGCCUCAAUGAAGUACUGAAGUACGGGGGUCCCUUCAGUCCGCACGAACUCUACCCGUAUCAACUAUCGUUGCAUAAAAUAGAAUCCUUACGAGUUGACGGCACGUUUCGCGCUCCGGACGGGACAAUCCCUGAAGGGCAAGCUGUGAUAAUGGCACAUUGAACGAGUGUCACGGACUUCUGGAAAUGCUGAAGGAGGCAAUGAUAGAGAAUGAGAAUGCGAAUGAGUAUGAAUAUGACUACGGGGACUACGAGAGAGGGGACCCCGAAGAAUAAGCUGCUUUGGUGUUUGUAUACGUCUGCUUCCUGUAUUCGCUAGCCCCCAUCUCGCCUUUCUCCCACCGGUUUCCAGAGAUUUUUGUAGCCCAAUAGAUGUAACAAUUUAAAAAAUACAUAACAAUGCUG
Messenger RNA from Cantharellus anzutake, 1996 nucleotides. RefSeq lists its product as uncharacterized. Lineage: Eukaryota; Fungi; Basidiomycota; Agaricomycetes; Cantharellales; Hydnaceae. Gene Ontology annotation, cellular component: cytoplasm; nucleus. The transcript has 10 exons. Bases 495 to 1754 code for a protein of 419 amino acids. The record is from RefSeq and is a predicted model, not a curated record.